GAUAAGUAAGACUGCGACACCUUGUCUGGUAUACAAAUCUGAAGAGGAACUUAAGAUGCUUCUUUCCAAAGGAGUCUUUUUGAACGGUGGCAAAACGUGGUUUUUGUUAAAUGCUGAUGGAGAACACUGUGAAAUGAUAUCCUCACAAGGUUGUUUAAAACCUAUUGAGUAUCUAUCAUCCGUCUAUGGAAAGAAAUCAAGAUUUGCAGUGGACUACCGUUAUGGUGCCUAUUUUUGUGAUGAAUCCAAAAUCCAUGUGAGAGCACAAUUUUUGUCACCACAUAUCACAUACGCAAUAAACCUUGUGUUCGAUUUUUACGACACAACAUUGGACAAUUUAGGCAUUCACUACAAAUUGGAUGGGGAGAAAAAAUCCUUUACAUCAUACUUAGUAGACGAGGGAGAAGAUGGAUGGUUGAUUUCUGAACUGUUUCAGUUUACUAGCCACAGAAGACAACUUGAUCUUGAAAUUACAUUUCAGUGCAAAAAUGCAAUCGUAGUAGACGCCAUUGAGUUUCGGCCCCUUGAGAGAGUGGAGCAUCAAGUGUUAGAGGAUGAGGAAGUGGAUAUGCCAGAAACAUAUUGGGAACAAAAAUUACCAAGUGAUUAUGUAGAUAUCAUCAAAUGGUCGAAAUAUAAUGUGCAGGAAGCAACAAAGAAGGAACUCUACUCCAUUCUUUGCGAAGGGUUCCUAAUCAACAAUGGUGAAGAGUGGUUUUCUCUAGCGAAAAAUGGAAAGAAAUGCCAUAUGCUACCAGCAAGCAUGGUUUUGCAAGAAUAUGAGUGGAGAUGGAAGUUUUCAUCUGAUGAUUCAAGAUUUGGAGAAGUGGCUUUUGAUUCUCAUGUUAGCAAAUUUUGGAUGAGCUGCAAAUCCAAAAUUCUGUCACCUCAAACAACAUAUGGAUGCUACCUUGUUUACAAACUACAAGAAAACCAUUCUGGAUUCGAGCGUCCACUGAAAGUAAGCGAUGUUGUCAACUCUGUACAUGGAACUCGUCCGUGGUAUAUAUUUUUACUUACUCCUCAGACCCCAAAUAUUAGACGAAAGGUUAAUCAAAACACACACAACCCAUUGAAUAGAUCUAGAAGGAAAGGCCUUCCACAACAAAGGAACCAUGGCUGGAUGGAAGUACAAAUAUGGGAAUUUCAAACGGGUGCUACGACUGAAAGCAUUUCAAAGGAUCUUUUGUUGACCUAUUCUGAAAAAAAGUUGCUUAAAGGGCUUAUUUUGGAUGGCAUCGAGUUAAAACCCAUAUAGGUUCUUUUAUCUAAAAUUGGAGAUGUUAGAUAACAUUACAUAUGUUUGUAUGUAUUUUGUAAAUUCUUUGACCUUUUGUAUAGCA
Messenger RNA from Lactuca virosa, 1343 nucleotides. NCBI's taxonomy places the organism in Eukaryota, Viridiplantae, Streptophyta, Magnoliopsida, Asterales, Asteraceae. The record is from the annotation of a GenBank genome assembly.